Molecule: messenger RNA, 648 nt
Organism: Vicia villosa (hairy vetch)
Lineage: Eukaryota; Viridiplantae; Streptophyta; Magnoliopsida; Fabales; Fabaceae
Exons: 1
Coding region: 1-648 (215 amino acids)
Source: RefSeq, a predicted model, not a curated record
AUGGCUUCUUCAGUUCAACAAUCUGCUUCGUCUUCUCAACAACAACAACAACAAACUGUCUAUUCUCCAUUAAAAACUUGUCUAAUUCCGAUGGCUGAAUUGGAAGUUCUAGGGGAACUCAUGGUAGACUUUGAUAAUCUUCAAGAACAUGGGUUUAACUUGAAGAACAACAUGCUGGUUCAAGGCUGGGCAAACUACUUUUAUCGUCUCAUUGGACCAGUUUACCCUUAUUUAGUAAAGGAAUUUUGGAUUCAUGCUACCCUAACUCCCAAAGCUAUCAUCUCCUUUGUCUUAGGGCAAGAUAUUUCAAUUACUGAGAAUCUCAUAAGGAAGUUAUUGAAUCUCCAAGGUUUGGGUGGAGUAACUGGCGCUAUUCCUGGGAGAACCGAUUGGGAAACAAUUUACCUAGAAUUCUUUACAUCUGGUAAAGGAUCACCAAACACCAAGGAUAUGAAGCCUUCAUACAGAGUUUGGGAAAAGAUCAUUCGUGGAACUAUAAACCACAGAAAAUCAACUAUCUCGACAACCAAUAUAAAUCAAGACCAGCAGUUCCUUCUGUAUUGCAUUGGGAAGAGUAUGAGAGUUGAUUUACCUCACAUUCUGUUCCAUCAUCUGAGGACUCAUAUGAAGGAAUCAAGAGAAGCAUAA